AUGGACACUGCUGCGCUUCGGGAGUUGCUUGGAGGCAGCUUGGCUACUGAUGCGGAUAAUAGAAGGCGAGCCGAGCUGCAGCUGAAGCAGAUCGAGGAACAACCAGGCUUCGUUGAUGCCUUAUUCGACAUACUGCAGGUUGAACAAGAAGCAAGUGUACGACUAGCAACCGUUAUCUAUGUCAAGCAUCGCGUCAACCGUGCGUGGCACCAGCCCGAGCAGUACAGUGGAGAAUACAUAAUACCCGAGGACGAAAAGGCCCGUGUUCGAGAUCGCCUGGUUCCGGUUCUUGCUGCGUCUGAUAGCGCGGUUCGCCAACAACUCAUUCCCGUUCUCCAGCGCGUGUUGCAGUGCGACUUCCCCGCCCGAUGGCCUCGGUUCAUGAAUUUCACCACCGAGCUGCUAAACACCAAUACUCCGAGCUCGGUACUUGCUGGCCUUCAAUGCCUGCUCGCCAUUUGCCGUGCCUUUCGAUACAAGUCCCACGACAACCAGGAUAGAGCCCAGUUCGACACCAUUGUUGCCAGCAGCUUUCCUCGCCUGCUCUCCAUUUGCAACGAGCUUGUGAACCAGGAAAGCGAUGAGGCUGGUGAAAUGCUUCAUCUUGCUCUUAAGUCCUACAAGCAUGCUACGUGGCUUGAGCUUUCCAGUCACCUUCGACAGCAACAGGUAAACAUUGCCUGGUGCACGGUGUUUUUGCAGACCGUUUCCAAGGUUGGGCCAGCCCAGGCCUUGCAAGGCGAUUCCUUCGACCGUGAGAGACACCAUUGGUGGAAGGCCAAGAAGUGGGCCUUUUUCAACUUGAAUCGUCUAUUCAUCAGACACGGAAACCCUGCCAGCCCCGGCAAGGGUGACGAGGCUGCCCAGUUCGCCAAGAACUUCAUCAGCACAGUGGCUCCCGAGAUCCUGAAGCACUACCUGCAAGAAAUUGAAAAAUGGGUCGCCAAAACAUCCUGGCUAAGCCGGCCCUGCCUCUCGUACAUCAUUGUGUUUCUGGACGAAUCGGUCCGACCAAAGGAGAUGUGGACGCACUUGAGACCUCACUUGACCAAUCUUGUCACUCACUUCGUCUUCCCCGUCCUGUGUCUCUCCGAGGAGGAUGCGGAGCAAUUCGACGAUGAGCCAGAGGAGUAUCUGCACCGCAAACUCAACUAUUUCGAGGAGGCUUCCGCCCCCGACGUCGCCGCCACCAACUUCCUCGUCAACCUGACCAAGAACCGUCGGAAGGAGACGUUUGAGAUUCUCAAGUUUGUCAACGCAGUUGUCAACGAGUACGAGCAAGCACCAGACGACAAGAAGAACCAUAUGGCCAAGGAAGGAGCCCUGCGGAUGAUUGCGACGCUCGCGCCGGUGAUUCUGAGCAAAAAGAGCCCAAUCGCGGACCAGGUGGAGUAUUUCCUGGUGCGAUACGUGUUCCCCGACUUCACCAGCCCUCGGGGCUAUCUCCGGGCUCGCGCUUGCGACACCAUUGAGAAGUUCGAGCAGCUCAACUUUCAGGACGUGAACAAUCUCAUGACCAUCUACCGGCACAUCCUGGAUUGCAUGGCUGACCCCGCCCUGCCCGUCCGCGUCACGGCAGCUCUGGCCCUGCAGCCCCUUAUCAGACACGACAUCAUCCGUACCAGCAUGCAGCAGAGCAUUCCCACGAUCAUGCAGCAGCUUCUCAAGCUGGCCAACGAGGUGGACAUUGACGCGCUGGCCAACGUGAUGGAGGAUUUUGUCGAGAUUUUUGCCACAGAACUGACCCCGUUUGCCGUCGCACUGUGCGAGCAGCUUCGCGACACGUAUCUGCGCAUCGUCCGCGAGCUUCUCGAAAAGGAAAGCAAAGCUGGCGAAGAUGGAGAACUGUUUGCCGAAUAUGACGACAAGAGCAUCACUGCACUUGGCGUCUUGCAGACAAUUGGAACGCUGAUCCUCACCCUUGAGAGCACACCGGACGUUUUGCUUCAUAUCGAAGCUGUCCUCAUGCCCGUGAUCAAGGUGACUCUUGAAAACAAGCUUUACGACUUAUACAACGAGGUUUUCGAGAUAAUCGACAGCUGCACUUUUGCUGCCAAGGGCAUCUCCCCUAACAUGUGGCAAGCCUUUGAGCUGGUUCACACGACGUUCAAGGCCGGAGCGGAAUAUUACCUGGAAGAUAUGCUCCCCGCACUGGACAACUUUGUCCAGUACGGAACGUCGCAGCUGGUUCAGAACCCCGAGUACAUCCAGGCCCUGUACUCGAUGGUUGCCGACAUGUUCACCGACCAGGUCCAGGGAGGGGUGGAGAGGAUCUGCGCCUGCAAGCUCGCCGAGGCCAUGAUGCUCAGUCUUCGAGGUCAAAUUGACAGCUGCGUCCAAGGUUUCACCAACAUGGCCAUGAGCAUUCUCGCCGCCCAAGAGAUCAAGAUUAAGAGCUACAAGAUCCAUCUUAUGGAGAUGGUCAUCAACUCGAUCCACUACAAUCCGCUGCUGACUCUGCAGGUGCUUGAAAACAAGGGUUGGACCAACCGCUUCUUCAGCCUGUGGUUUGGCAGCAUGUCUUCCUUCAGUCGUGUGCACGACAAGAAGCUCUGCAUCGUCGCCAUCGCGGCUUUGCUAGGAGUGAAUCAUGAGCAAGUCCCCGCCAGCGUGUCUGUGGGCUGGCCACGUCUGCUCCAAGGAAUCACCGAACUAUUCCGCACCCUUCCCAACGCCAUGAAGAACCGUGAAGAAGCGUUACGUGACGACUUCCACCUCGAGUCAACCUACGACUAUGGUGACGAGGACGAGUGGGAUGACAAUGAAGCCAACUGGAACGGUGAAGAGGAAGAACAUAACGAGGACGAGAAUCUCGAAUCCAAGGAUGAGAGCAAAGCUUACUUGGAGUUUUUGAAUGACGAGGCUCAGAAAUACAGCCGUGCGAUUGAGGACCCUGAUGAUGACGAGCUGGGAGAGGACAGUGUGCUCUUGGAAUCCCCUCUUGACAAGAUCGAACCCUAUCAGCUGUUCAAGGCGACUCUUCUGAAAAUGCAACAGGAACAGCCUCAGUUCUACAGCAGCCUCGCGGGUCAUUUGUCUGCUGAAGAGCAGAACAUGCUCCAAACAAUCAUGGUGAAAGCCGACGAAGUUGCGGUCCAGCAAGCGCAAGCUGCUGCGGCUGCUGCCGGUGUUGCACCAGCAAGCUAG
Molecule: messenger RNA, 3147 nt
Organism: Ustilaginoidea virens
Lineage: Eukaryota; Fungi; Ascomycota; Sordariomycetes; Hypocreales; Clavicipitaceae
Exons: 9
Coding region: 1-3147 (1048 amino acids)
Biological process (GO): protein import into nucleus
Cellular component (GO): nuclear envelope; cytosol
Molecular function (GO): small GTPase binding
Source: RefSeq, a predicted model, not a curated record